UGUAAUUUCCGCUCUCUAGGCGUGUGAACGCAUCGUUUGUGGCACGGUGUGCAGUUACCAUUCAGUCAGCCGCCAGAGACAAAGUGUCGCUAAAUCGUGUGAACUUUCUCGAAAAAUAUGUAUCUCAACACAAAUAAGCUGAAUAAUUUAUUUUCCGCGAUAUCUUACAACAAGAUUACAAUCAAACAAGCAUUGUGAAAAAAAAACCCACGCGUUAUCAUUAAACAUCUCAAUCAGCGCGUCGCAUCCGAGUUGUUGUUAUCAAUUGUUGAUAAAGUAGAUUUUUUUGCAUUGCAUGAUACAUUUUUACGUACAAAUUAACACGACUAACGAAUAACGUAUGUUUCAGUUAUUUUAUGCAGAAUUUCUAUCAGCUCAUAGCUAUUCCCAUACUUUAUCUAAUCACAAUUAUUGUGCUAAUAAAAAAAAAGCAAAGUAGAAAUUAAAAUAAAAAAAACAGCAACACAAAAAUGCUCCAAAAGGCAUAAAGUUCGAAAAUAAUAAAGAGACGUUGAAAAUAAUCAGCCGGUUCAGAGAUAAAAUACUUAAAUAUGCUUUCGUAGUAAGAGUGAUAAGUAUUACCCACCUAAAUGAUUCUGCUACUUGAAGCGCCUUAAUCACGAACACUUCGAUUCAGUUCGAACUGUGCGGCGAAUGAGUGGAUGCAACGGUUUGGUUUUAGUACGCACGCGUUACCUGGUGGAUAAAAGAUUUUGAAAGUGAAUUUGAAUUAAAACUAUUCCAAAGACAAAUUUAAAAGUUCCAACGCAGUCGGUGCAGAUAUAAAAAAAAAGAGUUACAGAAAAAUGGCAAGCGACUCAGCAAAUCGUCCCAGAAUGGAGCGUGGAUUGCACGAUCGCGAUCGCGCGGGCGUACAAGAUUUUGUGCUGCUCGAGAAUAUUCAAAGUGAAGAGGCAUUCAUUGGAAAUUUACGCAAACGUUUUCAAGAAAAUCUAAUCUAUACUUAUAUUGGUCAAGUACUUAUUUCAGUUAACCCUUAUAAACAACUGCCAAUCUAUAGUGAAAAUGAUAUCAAAGAGUAUCGUAACAAACACUUCUAUGAGAUGCCGCCACACAUAUUUGCCGUAACAGACAAUGCUUUCCGCUCAUUGAUCGAAGAGAAUAAAGGCCAAUGUGUUUUAAUUUCCGGUGAGAGCGGUUCGGGUAAAACUGAGGCCUCCAAGAAGGUGCUGCAAUAUAUCGCCGCCUGCUCUGGCCAUCAAUCGACUGUUGAGAGCGUCAAGGAGAAAUUGCUGAAGAGUAAUCCCGUACUGGAGGCAUUCGGCAAUGCAAAAACGAAUCGGAAUGUAAACUCUUCACGCUUCGGCAAAUAUAUGGACAUACAGUUUGACUACUCCGGCACACCAAUUGGCGGACACAUACUCAAUUAUUUGCUGGAAAAGUCGCGUGUUGUCAAUCAAAAUGCCGGUGAACGUAAUUUCCACAUCUUUUAUCAACUCUUGGCUGGUGCUAGCGAAGAAGAGUUGAAACGGCUGCAGUUGAAGCGUUCAUUGGAUAGCUACUCUUACCUGAGUGAUGGGCAAAACGGCGUUGUUAAAUACAUUGACGAUGUUGCCGAUUUCAACACCGUCAAACAGGCCAUGAGUGUCAUCGAUUUCACAGAGUCUGAGCAAAAAGAUAUGUUCAGCAUUAUCGCAAGCGUUUUGCAUUUAGGCAAUGUGACUUUCAAUGAAGCAGAAGGCGUUGCUAAGGUCUCCAAACCCGACGCCGUUGCAGCGGUGGCCCAAUUGCUCGGCGUCAGUCAAAACGCACUCACCGAUGCGCUCACCAAUCGCACAAUUGACGCACAAGGUGAUGUCGUCACUUCGCCAUUGAAUCGCGAGCUGUCCGUUUAUGCGCGCGAUGCGCUCGCCAAGGCUAUCUACGAUCGCUUAUUCACCUGGCUCGUACAACGGUUAAAUCGCUCGCUGCAGGCAAAGGAUCUGCGUGAUGCGCUGAACAAUGUCAUGGGUAUUUUGGAUAUUUAUGGCUUUGAAAUUUUCAAGAAGAAUAGCUUUGAACAAUUCUGCAUUAACUUCUGCAACGAGAAGCUGCAACAGCUGUUCAUAGAGCUGACACUUAAAUCCGAGCAAGAUGAAUAUCAGCGCGAAGGCAUUGAAUGGGUGCCCGUUGAAUAUUUCGACAACAAGGUGAUUUGCAAUUUGAUUGAAGAGAAGUACAAGGGCAUCAUUUCCAUACUCGACGAAGAGUGCUUGCGCCCAGGCGAACCCACCGAUAUCACUUUCUUGGCAAAACUCACCGAUAAGCUGGCUGCGCAUCCGCACUACAUUUGCCAUGAGAAAUCAUCGACGUUGGUGCAGAAGACUAUGGGACGCGAUGAGUUCCGGUUGGUGCACUAUGCUGGCGAUGUCACUUAUAAUGUCAAUGGCUUUCUGGACAAGAACAACGAUCUGUUAUUCAGAGACUUGAAGGAGACCAUGAGUAGGGCGGGUAACGAUAUCAUACGCUCUUGCUUCCCGGAGGGCGAGUACAAGAACAAAAAACGUCCAGAUACUGCGAUUACACAGUUCAGAAAUUCAUUGAACAACCUCAUGGAUAUCCUUAUGUGCAAAGAACCGUCCUACAUACGCUGCAUCAAGCCGAAUGAUCAGCAGCAGGCGGGCAUCUUUGACGACGAAUUGGUGCUGCAUCAAGUGAAGUACUUGGGUCUGAUAGAGAAUUUGAGAGUACGUCGUGCGGGCUUCGCGUAUCGCAGAACUUACGAAACAUUCCUCAACCGCUACAAGUCCCUCAGCAAAGCCACCUGGCCGAACUACAAAGGCUCGCCCAAGGAAGGUGUACGCGAACUCGUCGCCGAUUUACAGUAUGGUCCCGAUGACUACCGCUUAGGUGCUACGAAAGUUUUCAUACGCUUCCCCAAAACGCUCUUUGACACCGAGGAUGCCUUCCAAGUGAAAAAACACGAUAUUGCUGCCAUAAUACAAUCGCGUUGGAAGGGACGCCAACAGCGGAGGAAGUACCUCAAAUUACGCGACCAAAUCAUCACAUUACAAUCAUAUUGCCGCCGAUAUCUGGCCAUACAGGCACUACGGCGUCGUCGUGAAGCCGCCACCAAGAUACGCGCCUUCAUCAAGGGUUUCAUCACACGCAACGAUGCACCGAAUGGCUACAAUGAUGAAUUCAUUGUCAACAUGAAACGCAUGUGGCUUAUACGCCUGUCCAAGCAGCUACCAACCGAAGUAUUGGACAAGAGUUGGCCCUCGUCCCCGGUACACUGUCAGGAAGCAUCUACCUACCUUCAUCGCUUGCACCGCCUGCAUUUGGCGCGCAAAUACCGGCUGAGUUUGUCCGAUGAACGCAAACGGCAAUUCGAGUUGAAGGUGCUGGCCGAAAAGCUCUUCAAAGACAAGAAGGCCAACUAUUUGGCCAGCGUGCUAUAUUGGUUCCAAAAUGAUCGUAUACCUAAAGAGCAUGCGGCCGAAAUCAAUAACUUCGUUGGCACUUCGCUGAACGGCGAGACUCUGAAAUAUGCAUCGCCAUGCACGAAAUUCGAUCGUCACGGUUACAAGCCGCGGGAACGUUUUAUGGUGCUUAGCAACAAGGCACUCUACGUACUGGACGGCAAGAGUUACAAGCAGAAACAUCGUUUGCCGCUGGAAAAGAUCGAUUUUGUUACCACAAAUCAUAGCGAUAGCCUGCUGGUCAUACGCAUACCACUCGAGCUGAAGAAAGAUAAGGGCGAUUUGAUACUUGAGAUACCUUACAUCGUUGAGCUCGGCACGCUAGUCGUGGACACUGUCGGCACCGCCAACAUACUUAGCAUCGUCAGUCGAGACACUUUGGAACACAAUGUAGUUAAAGGCAAGGCUGGCGUUAUCGAUAUUCAAACCGGCGGCGAACCAGGCAUCGUACGCGAUAAGGGUGGUCACCUUGUUGUUAUUGCUGGACAAUAAAUAUGAGAUAGAAGUGCUUACUACCUUUAACCAGAAAUCAGGGCUUUAAAGACAACGGAUGUAUUUUUUAUAUAAAUAUUUUGUUAUACUUGUUAUCUGAACUUUGCAGCAGAUUAUUUCGAGAAUUUAUAAAAA
This is a messenger RNA of Rhagoletis pomonella (apple maggot), 4049 nucleotides long. Its product is annotated as unconventional myosin IC-like. The record is from RefSeq and is a predicted model, not a curated record. The transcript is spliced from 9 exons. Gene Ontology annotation, biological process: actin filament organization; vesicle transport along actin filament. NCBI's taxonomy places the organism in Eukaryota, Metazoa, Arthropoda, Insecta, Diptera, Tephritidae. Gene Ontology annotation, cellular component: vesicle; actin cytoskeleton; plasma membrane. Gene Ontology annotation, molecular function: microfilament motor activity; actin filament binding; ATP binding. The coding region runs from base 807 to 3914 and encodes 1035 amino acids.